Messenger RNA from Closterium sp. Yama58-4, 3444 nucleotides. Lineage: Eukaryota; Viridiplantae; Streptophyta; Zygnematophyceae; Desmidiales; Closteriaceae. The record is from the annotation of a GenBank genome assembly.
AUGGAUCUGAAACGAGGAGCGCAGAUGUGGCUGCUGCUGCUGCUGGUCGCAGCGUCGCAUUGGAGUUCAAGAGCUCACGCCAAGACCGUCAUGGGAGACGUGUCCGCGCUGCAGGUGUUCAAGCUCUCUGUGAGCAACUCUUCGGCUUUGGCGGACUGGGAGGGCUUUGAGCCGUGCAAGAAGGAGUGGUUCGGCGUGAACUGCGGGGAGUCGACGCGGUCGAAGCAUCGAUGGGCCGUUGUCGCGAUAGAGCUGCCGAACUGCAAUCUGGGAGGGGAGAUCCCGGAGGCGAUCGGCGACCUCGUGGAGCUCACGAAACUCAAUUUGCGGAACAACAAUUUCACGGGGCUGCUUCCCGCGUCGCUCAGCCGCCUGACCGCGUUAGAGUCACUAGACGUUUCGGGAAACCCGUUCGAGGUCGCACCUUCCACGAACCUUACCGCCGGCGCGCCUCCCCCGCUGACGUCAGACCCCAUCUCGAUAAUACCGGAGCCAGACGCCCCGGGCCCGAAAAUUCCGGGGCUGGUUAAGACAGGAAGAAAGAAGGGCUCGGGAAGGAAGGGACGCGGGAAGAACGGUCGACGAGGGAAGGCAGGCAAAAGGGGGAAUUCUACUGCUGAGCCGCCUGCUGCUGAGCCCCCUACGACAAAGCCUUUGCCGGCUGCCAAACCGCCAACCGUCAAGCCAUUGCCGGCAGCCAAGCCGCCUGCCGUCAAGCCAUUGCCGGCAGCCAAGCCGCCUGCCAUCAAGCCGCCAGUUGGGACGAUCCCGCCAAAAAGCAGUCCGGAUAAAGUGCGUCUUCCCGCUGUUCCUCUAGAGCCGCCUACAGACGAAUCCCCCAAUAGUAGCCCCGUCCCCGGUACAACCCGCUCCCCGUCGCUACCGCCUAAAUCCGUGUCUGCGCCUUCUUACGAGACCGCCUCUCCGCCGCAUUCAGCAGCCGGCGAAACGAAGACGCCGGCUAUAGAAGUUCCGCCGGACAAUGCGGGGUCCACGAGCAGCGAUAGCAGUGACAGCAGCAGCAGCAGCAGCAGCAGCAGUGGCGGCAGCAGCGGCAGCAGCAGCAGCAGCAACAGCAGCAGCGGCAGCAGCAGCAGUGACAGCAGCACAGCGUCGUUGGACGAUUCCUCUCUCGCCUCUACCUCCUCUUCCUCCCCGUCCUCCUCUACUUCCCCUCCUCCUGCCCCUGCCGAGAUGCCGUCCACCAAUAACAUUGCGCUAUACGUAGGCAUAGCGGCGGGCGUGGUUGUCGCGUUCCUGUUGGGCGUCGCGCUCGUGCUGCUCUACAUCUACCUGCGGCGGCGCCGCGCGGAGACCAAGGACUUUGCGUCGAUUAAAGACGUCGCGGCGGGCGCGGACGGGCGGGGGGAGGGUUACGGGACAUCUGGCGCGGUUGCCGCGGCGGGAUACGCGGCGGGGAAUGCGGGGAAGAGGGGAGGUGGUGGAGGGGGAGUGUUUGGAAGGCUAUGGCCAGGGACUGGAAAGGUGGCUGAUCUUGGCACAGUAUCUGCCUAUCAGCAACAAGCUCACGCCCCUGCCGCUCCGCCCGCCGCGGUUCCAGCUCACGACCAUGGCGCGAAUCUCCUUCCCCCGCACGACCUUUCCGCGAUGAUUCCGCACAGCGGUGCGUCGUACCACAGCGGCUGCGCCGCAGUCAGCGCCGUGCAUAGCGGCGCGAACAGCGCCGCACACAGCGGCGUGCAAAGCGUUACCGUGGAAGGCGGCGCGGUGUCACCGUACGCGCCAGCCUCGGCGUACGCAUCGGCUGCCGAGCCUGGCAGCAACAUGUCGAGCCAGUUCCCGAGCCGCACUCCGAGCCAGACGCCGAGCCAACCGAUGAGCCACGUGGCAGGCCCGGGGCUAGCAGCGGCUAUAGCCGCGGAAGCGGGGGGCAGAAUCGGCGGAGGGGAAGGGGGAAGCGGAGGAGCUGGGGGAGGAUACGCGGCUCAUAGUAGCAAUAGCAGCGCGCAGACGCCUGGGGCCUCUGUGGGGUCCUCAAAGUCGGGGCGCAAUAUGGCGGAGUAUAGGCUGAUGCUGCCCGGGCGGAGCCUGAGCAACACGGUGAUGGAGUUGACGUAUGAAGAUGUGCUGGGAGCAACGGACAACCUGGCAGAGGCGAACGUGAUUGGGUCGGGCGGGUUUGGGCGCGUGUACUGCGGAAGGCUGGCGGGGGCUGGCGUGGCGGUGAAGGUGCUGGAAGCGGGGAGCAGUCAGGGCGAUCGAGAGUUCCAGGCAGAGGUGGAGCUGCUGAGUCGGCUCAGGUCGCCCCAUCUAGUGCAUCUGGUGGGCUACUGCAUAGCAGGGGGGAGCAGGGUGCUGGUGUACAAUCUCAUGGCGAAUGGGAGCCUGAGCGACCUGCUGCAUGAUAACAGCAGUGAUGGAAGCUUCAUGCAGCGGUUUGGGAGGGAGCGGCCGCAGGUGGAGUGGCAGCAGCGCAUGCAGAUCGCUCUGGACGCCGCCCGGGGGCUCAUGUUCCUGCACCACGCCGCCACCCCCGCUGUCAUUCACCGCGACUUCAAGAGCAGCAACGUGCUGGUGGACCACGACUUCCAUGCGCGCAUUGCUGAUUUUGGGUUGGCUCGGGAUGGUCCCAGUGGGGAGAAGCGUUGGGUGUCGACACGUGUACUGGGCACCACAGGUUACUUGGCCCCAGAAUAUGUUACCACGGGUCGCCUGACCCCCAAGUCAGACGUGUACUCGUUUGGCAUCGUGCUGCUGGAGCUGCUCACAGGGCUCGUGCCCAUUGACCACGACAGGCCUCCCAAUAGAGUUUCACUCACUUCCUGGGCGCUGCCGCUGCUGACGCAACGAGAGAGGCUGGGAGAGCUGCUGGACCCGCGCCUGGAUGGGACUGUUCCCCUGCACCAGUUCAUGCAGUCCCUCAUGCCGCCCAUGGACCAUGUGGUGCAGUCCCUCAUGCCGCACAUGGACCAUGUGGUGCAGUCCCUCAUGCCGCACAUGGACCAUGUGGUGCAGUCCCUCAUGCCGCACAUGGACCAUGUGGUGCAGUCCCUCAUGCCGCACAUGGACCAUGUGGUGCAGUCCCUCAUGCCGCACAUGGACCAUGUGGUGCAGUCCCUCAUGCCGCACAUGGACCAUGUGGUGCAGUCCCUCAUGCCGCACAUGGACCAUGUGGUGCAGUCCCUCAUGCCGAACAUGGACCAUGUGGUGCAGUCCCUCAUGCCGCCCAUGGACCAUGUGGUGAGUCCUCCGCUCUGCAAGGCUGCCAUCUCGCCUCCUCAUUCCCCACCCUCCCUUGCUUGCCCCCAUCCCCUCUCUGCCUCCCUUCACCAGGCGGCCUCUGUAGCAGCAGUGUGCCUGCAGGCAGACCCAGACUACAGGCCGCACAUGGAUGAUGUGGUGCAGUCCCUCAUGCCGCUCUGCAGGGCUGCCAUCUCGCCCUACGCCUCUCCCGCCCAGUCCAACCACUCCUCCCUCAGAUGA